Molecule: messenger RNA, 1765 nt
Organism: Xenopus laevis (African clawed frog)
Lineage: Eukaryota; Metazoa; Chordata; Amphibia; Anura; Pipidae
Exons: 3
Coding region: 387-1694 (435 amino acids)
Cellular component (GO): membrane; cytoplasm
Molecular function (GO): glycosyltransferase activity
Source: RefSeq, a predicted model, not a curated record
UGUGUGUGAUACAGCAGAUAAGACAAAUAGAUUGGGGUUUUAUGUUGGAGGCUCCUCCCAGCAAUGAAGGUGGCACAGCUGGGGUGUCCCCAGGGCAGCCGAUACAUUCGGAGUCGGGUACGAGAAGAGGAGAGAAAGAAAAGCACAACUGGGUCGAGUCUGUACAAGCACUCCUCUGCUAUGGGGCCCCUGACUAGAGUAACCCUUGGUGAUGGGAUAGUUCUGUUCCUGAUGGUGUAACCCCUAUUCUGUCUACAAGAAACGUACCUACCUUGUCUACACUACAUGGCUCUGAUGUGCGGUCUACAUUCUGGGUCACAAAUCUGCCUGGAUCGGGUCUAUUCUACUGUUUAAUAUGAAAUUCUAAGGUCUGGCCUGCCCACAGUAUGUGCCACGCCAAAAAGGUCCACUUGUUUGGAGGCAUUUUUAUCAUCACGUGCUUUAUAGUGUCGUUUAACUUUUACUGGCCGAGGAGAUAUCAGGUGACGGGAUGGAGAAGCCCACCGAUGUGUGGCGGCCGAGCGCCUGACGAUACGAUUACACCGUUGAAGGACCGGAGAAGCUUCAUCAUUUCCGCCUAUGAGGAUAACAGGAAUAAAAAUAUCAUCAGGAUCUUGGGGAUUGUUCACCAUAAAGAAGUGAAGGAACUCUACUGUUACUUCUGUUGUCAUUCCAACGUCGAAGUGCACACGACCAAAGCUGAGAUUGAUCUCCAUCAGGAUCGGUUUGGUUUUCCUUAUGGUCUGGCCGAUAUCAUCUGCACCGAACCUCCGGACUGUGGGGCGACGUUUGUGUCGGUUCAUUCGUCUCCUUCGGAAAUCGUCCACAAUCUCACCAGCUUCCCAAUCAGAAAUCGGGAGCCCGUUCAAUUUACAGCUAACUUCACCAUCUGCAUCUCCACCAUGCAUGGGAAUUACAGUAACGUCCUACAGUUCAUCCAGACCAUAGAAAUGUAUAAGAUACUGGGCGCCCAAAAAGUCAUGGUCUACCUUAACAACUGCAGCCGACAGAUGGAGGAGGUCCUUCAGUACUACACCAAGGAAGGGACGGUGGAGGUGAUCCCCUGGCACAUUCAGCGAUACCUGAAGAUGUCUAAUAGCUGGCUCUAUCCCAACGAUGACACGGAAAUUGGUUAUUAUGGGCAGAUGUCGACACUAAAUGACUGUAUUUACAGGAACAUGUACUCCAGCAAGUUUGUUGUACUCAAUGACCAGGAUGAAAUCAUUCUGCCCUUCAAGCACCGGACUUGGGACAACAUGAUGGAAAGUCUUCAACGGGAAAACCCAGAUGUGGGAAUCUUCCUCUUUGAAAACCAUAUUUUCCCUCAAACUGCGGUUUCCGAUGGAAAUUUCACCAAUACAUCUUCAUGGAAUGGGGUCCCAGGGUUUAAUUUACUGCAGUUUAUACACCGGGAACCAGACAGACCUGAUCACUUCAAUGCACGGAAGAUGAUAGUGGAUCCGAGGGCGGUGGUCCAAACGUCUGUUCACUCCACCCUGAAACAGUACAGAAACUCUAAAUAUGUCCCCCUAGAAACUGCCCUGGUCUAUCACUGUAGAGGCCCCCUGCAGGCAAAGCUUUCCAGAGCAGCUUUAAUUGAAGAUAAAACCAUUUGGCGGUAUAAUGAUUCCUUGAUUCAGAACGUUAACCAGAUGCUUACAAAAUUUACAGAGGAGCCGUCAUUGAACCCCUAAAGCUACUGACUCUUACUGAGUGUUUGAUUUGGUAUUUGAGGUGUUUAUAUUAUAAUAAUUAUGGGAAUGAA